Messenger RNA from Mugil cephalus (flathead mullet), 4618 nucleotides. RefSeq names its product kinesin-associated protein 3-like. The record is from RefSeq and is a predicted model, not a curated record. The coding region runs from base 118 to 2451 and encodes 777 amino acids. Gene Ontology annotation, molecular function: kinesin binding. Gene Ontology annotation, biological process: cilium organization; microtubule-based movement. Gene Ontology annotation, cellular component: axoneme; ciliary transition zone; kinesin II complex. NCBI's taxonomy places the organism in Eukaryota, Metazoa, Chordata, Actinopteri, Mugiliformes, Mugilidae. The transcript is spliced from 20 exons.
CCACUUGACAGAGGUGCUAGCGGUUAGCAGGUUGGCUUACAUGGCAGUGAUUUGGGGGUUCCAUUAAUUGUGAUCGAGUUGUUAAAUCAUUUAAAAUCUCAAACCUACAGCUUGAAGAUGCAGGAUGACGCGCGCUACCUCAAACGCAAAGUGACUGCGGGCAGUUUGGAUGUCCAUCCCACUGAGAAGGCCCUGGUUGUCCACUAUGAGGUGGAGGCAACUAUACUGGGAGAGGGUGGAGGUCACAUGCUGGGUGAACGCAAGGAAGGGCAAAAAAUUAUCCGCGUGAAAAGUCUUUCUCCUAGUACUGAUGUGGGAGCUUUGGCAAAGAAAGUGGUGGAGGAGUGUAAACUCAUCCCUCCGUCCCGUUUGCCCCAGGUGGAGCAGCUCCUCUACUAUCUCCAGAACAGGAAAUCAUCCCCGGUGGAGGGCAAAGUGGAAAAGAAAGAGAAAAGAACAGUGAAGCCCAGAGAGUUAACACCGUUUGAAGGAAUGGAGUUGAACGAGGAAGCCAGUAUAAACAGCAUCGAUGAGUAUGUUGAGUUGCUCUAUGAAGGCCUCCCAGAGAAGAUCAGAGGCUCUGCUCUCAUUCUGCAGCUCGCCCGCAACCCUGAUAACCUGGAGGAGCUGCUGCAUAAUGAGGUGGCCCUAGGUGCUCUGGCCAGAGUACUCAGAGAAGACUGGAAACAAAGUGUUGAGUUGGCUACCAUCAUUAUUUACAUUUUCUUCUGCUUCUCCAGUUUCUCUCAGUUUCACGGAGUGGUGAGUCAUUAUAAAAUAGGCGCUUUGUGUAUGAACGUGGUGGAACACGAGCUGAAGAGGCAUGAUGUAUGGCGUGAGGAGCUCCGCAAGAAAAACAAGGCUUGUGAGUCAGCACCAGAGAAUGGUUCUCUAAGAAGAGACCAGGAUAAAGCUCAGAGAAAAUACCAAGGCCUCCUGGCUAAGCAGGAGCAGCUGCUCAGAGUGUCUCUUUACCUCUUGCUCAACCUUGCUGAGGACACAAGGACUGAGCUGAAGAUGAGGAAUAAAAACAUUGUUGGCCUGCUGGUUAAAGUGCUCGAACGGGAUGAUGAGGAGCUGCUGGUCCUGGUGGUUUCUUUCCUCAAAAAACUGUCCAUCUUCCUGGAGAACAAGAAUGACAUGGCUGAGGUAGAUACUGUGGAGCGACUGGCUCGACUCAUUCCCUGUGAACAUGAAGACUUGUUAAACUUGACUCUGCGUCUGCUACUCAACCUCUCCUUCGAUUCUGGACUCCGAGCCAAGAUGGUAGAAGUUGGGCUGCUUCCUAAACUGACAGCGUUGUUAGGUGAUGAGAACAACCGUCAGGUAGUCAUGCGCAUCCUGUAUCACAUCAGCAUUGACGACCGUUUCAAGAGCAUGUUUAUUUACACGGACUGCAUACCACAGCUAAUGCAAAUGCUGUAUGAGCAUGGUGAGGAGGACAUGGAAGCUGAGCUCAUUUCCAUUUGCAUCAACUUGGCUGCGAACAAGAGGAAUGCACAGCUCAUGUGUGAAGGAAAUGGACUGAGGAUGCUCAUGAAGAGAGCUCUCAAGCUGAAAGACUGCCUUCUUAUGAAGAUGAUCAGAAACAUCUCGCAACACGACGGACCAACCAAACCACUGUUCCUAGACUACGUCGGUGACCUGGCAGCAGAGAUCCGUGCAGAGGAAGAGGAGGAGUGGGUGCUGGAGUGUCUGGGGACGCUGGCCAACCUCACCAUCCCUGACUUAGACUGGGAGUUGGUUUUGAAGGAGUACAACUUGGUUCCUUACCUCAAAGAUAGGCUCAAACCAGGCUCAGCAGAGGACGACCUCAUCCUGGAGGUGGUGAUAAUGAUCGGAACGGUUUCCAUGGAUGACGCUUGCGCCGCCAUGUUGGCUAAAUCAGGCAUCAUCCCUGCCCUUAUUGAACUACUGAAUGCCCAGCAAGAGGAUGAUGAGUUUGUGUGUCAGAUUGUCUACGUAUUCUAUCAGAUGGUGUUCCACCAAGCUACGCGAGACGUCAUCAUCAAAGACACCCAGGCUCCAGCCUACCUGAUAGAUUUGAUGCAUGACAAGAAUGCAGAGAUUAGAAAAGUGUGUGACAACACACUUGAUAUCAUUGCUGAGUAUGAUGAUGAGUGGGGCAGGAAGAUUCAGUCAGAGAAGUUCCGUUUCCACAACAACCAGUGGCUGGAGAUGGUCGAGAGUCGCCAAGCUGAUGACUCUGAGCCAUAUCUUUAUGAUAAUGACAAUGACAGAACUGAUAUAUUCUACAGUGCAGAUGGAAUCACUCCAGCAGAUGGCUCGGUCAGCCCAGAUUUCUUCAGUGACCUGCAGCCUCAUAAUGGAGAAUCGCACCUUACAGGAGAUGUCAAUGAUGUGUUUGACCAGACCAGCUCAUCACCUGGACGACCGGCCACUGCCUACGGCUUCAGACCUGAUGAACAACCCUUCUAUCAGUACUCGUAGAUACGCACACAUUCCUGGUGUGUUCAUCAGACCUGUUCCUGCAUGUUCACAAUUUUUCACCACUAAAGUCAUGAACGAAUUGUUGUGGUUACUUAGACGGUCGUCACAAAUCCACAAAGACAUAGCGCUGCACACUACAGAUUGUAAAGUAGUUCUUAAAUAGACUGUAGUUUCAUGCAGACAUUAAGACAUUUAAUUCAUUCAUCAGUUAAGAGGUUAAGUCUUCCUCGCCUAGUCUUUUUACACUCAGUAAAUAAUUAGAAGAAUGUAAACAGACGAUGCCGACACUGCUGUAUGUUGAUAGGUUUUGCAUGUGUUUCCUAUAUAGUCAUUUGUUAGCGCCCCACACCUCCCCAUGUCCAUCGAAGAAGUAAUUUGACAUUGUUGAAUAAUUUCAGAUGCCCUAGUUUGUCUCAGCCAUCACUGCACUACAACACAUGUAACAUAACUUUUGUGUGCAUCACUCUAAAAUCAUAAAAAGCAUAGGGUUGUCCAACCUGCUUUCCCACUGGUGGGUUAGUUCAGACUAAGGUGCAUUUUUGUAACACUCUCUGGCUCACAGUGCACAGUUAAAGGGUCCAAACUGAUUUAGCAGGAUUCAGAAGUAGGUCAUAUGCCUGUUGUGGCUGAUGUGGCUAUGAACCUGCAGUGAGAUGAGAAGUGAGAUAAGGAGGUCUCGUGAGCCACAUUACCAGAUUUUGUUUUUACUUUCAAUACUGGAAGAGUGUGUUGUUAGUGAUAUUAUAUAUGGACAUUAAUCAGACUGCCCACAGCUCCCUUGAGACACCCUACAAACACCUGAAACAGCUUAUCUCAUCUAGACGUAGUGCAAUCUGUGCAAGGCCACUACUAAGUUAUAUGUAUGGUGUGAAACAUUGAAGCCCAGUGAUAUGUAUUUUCCAGGCAAGGUAAAGGGUAUUUGUGUUGGAUCCCUCAAUUGCUCCUCCUCCUCUAGUUGUGUGGUUUUGCCUCAAGUGUAUGUUGUAUGUUACUGUUGUCAAACCACAAUAGUGUUACGUUUCUUCACAGAUGAGAAAAAUAGAAAUCCAAUCACUGUAGAAGAGUUGGACCCUCUUAUUCAAACUAUCAUGUAAUAAAAUAAUGUUUUAGACCUGUUGCAAAAAAACACCUAAAUGAACGUCAGUGAAAAGACGUCACGUCAGAUGUAACAGCUGGGUGUUUCUGUCACUGGCAGCAUAGAACUGGUCUGGCACUUUACUGGGCAGGGCUUUCUGUGUUUUGGGCUCUGUUUAUUCUUUGCUUGUACAGGAGGAGAUUAGGGAAAGCAGGUUCUUGAAUCUUUAGGUGUUCAAUAGGAAGACAGAGACUGCGGUGUUGCGGUCGGACUGAAAUUGUUAAAACAUCCAUGAUCCUCAGUGGCUCAGUUCCAGUCCUCCAGGGGAACGGUGUGACACAAUGACAUAAUGAAUGUCACCAGGCACUACAUAAUCUCUCAUGCUGCUUCUGUUUUAAGUGCAGUGAAGUCUUUCUCUACUUGGGCAUUGAGGGGUGAAUGUUUUGAGUCAACAUUAUUGAUAUCGUUUCCCUUUGGUGGUUAUGCACAGCCUUGUCUUGUCCUGUAGAAAUUUUCACUCUUAUCAUAGUGUGUGUUCUUACAGCUGUGUGGGGGUUAUUGCCAGGACAUUGUUACACUAAGUGAUACAUUAUAUUGAAAGGACUACUUCACUAGUUGUUUACUACUACAGAACUCAAGGACUGUCUUGGCCAAGAGAGCAUGUAAUGUUUCCCUGAGCAUGGCAGCCAGACAACAGAGCAGCUCCAUUUCUGAAUGUAUAAACAUGAGCAAACCAGAGCAGCUUAUAAACAAUUUCCACACAGUAUAAAAUAUAUUGUGCCACUGACCCAACUGCAUACUGUAUGAAAAUGUGGGUUGCGCUUGAUCUGUUUGCAGGACACUGACAGUUGGUUACAUACAUAGGCAUUUUUGCACAAUUGGUUAAAAUACAAUGCAUGGUUAUGUUUUAUGUUUGUUUGUUUUUUUACUAUAAGUUAUUGUUAAUCUGUAUAAAUUAUUUGUCUUUGUAAUAGCUUAUUUAAUGCUACCUAACAAGACACUGUAAGUAGAACCAAGGACUAAGUGAGAGACUCUCCGUCUGUCACUGUCUUUCAUCGCCAGGAUGUUUAAUAAAAACAGUAUUCCAACUUU